AUGCCUUACAAUAAACAAUCAGACCCAUAUCGCUAUAUCAAGGCCGAGGACUUUUUUUCCGACUUGGACUCUAAGGGCGGGAAGCCACAAUGGGCUCGAGUGGAAAACGUGAAGCUGGUGACCACCUCGUUUGACUCGAAAAGCGCUAUAACGAAUCGGGCUUGUGACCAUGGGCUUGCUUUUCGGGACGACAAUAACAAGAUCCUCCUGGUUCAGUUCAUUAGACCUACUGUUUUUCGCGUCCGUUUCAACCCUAGAUACACUUCAGUCGAACAGUACUCUACCUGGAACUCUCGUAACCUUGUGCAGGAUACCCUUACGGAUCUGAUAUCUACCCUGGACCGUUUUGAACGCGUCAGCUGGGAGGUCUUUGCUCGGGACGAAGGUGACUUGGUUGUGAUCGAGUCUCGACCCACGCUCGGAGCCAACAACCAGUCAGGGCGGGCACCGGCUACUGCUGACCCUGACGGAUAUUACAUGCAACUCCGAAUCCGCAAAAGGAAUUUUAAAAUCAUUGCUCUUCAGCCUGUUGGCCGGAGCCGAUCCUGGGAAGACGAUGAUCUCAGGAGUUUUGGGGUUUGUGGGCCCGAUGAAACGAAGUAUGACAUCAAGGUAGUUUGGCAGACCAAACCUAGCGGCAUAUCGUACUCGGACAAAGCAACAGUGAUAGAGGUCGAAAAGCCUGGAAGGGCUAGAUAUCUGGGUUUUGGAGAACAGGGUGGAAGACAGUUGCUAAAAACAAAAGUUAUAAUAGACUACUUUAAUUACGAUAAUAUGACCUACUCUCAGGUCUAUAAUCACGGACCUUUAGACUCUCGCGAACCGCUAUACCAUUCGGAGCCUUUCUGGAUGGAAGUCAGCCAGCAUCCGGGAUACAAGCUAAAGAUUGCCAGUUUUGUGGAUAAUUUCUCCCAAGUAUGCUUGGACAUCGGGUCCAAGGAUAACAGUGUGUUUCGUGUCGCUACGCGUUUCAACUGCAUGCAGUUGUUCGUCGUCGCUGGAACUUCCAUCAGCGAUGUCAUCACUUCCUACACCUCUAUAGUUGGUCGGCCUUUGCUCAAACCUCGUUACGUACUUGGCUAUCAUCAGGGGUGCUACGGCUACGACACCCCGCAAAAGAUACUCGAAGUAGUUAAAGCCUAUCGUGAUUCGGGGUUUCCUUUGGACGGAUUGCAUUUGGAUGUGGACAUACAGAGAAACUAUAAGACGUUUACAGUCGAUCCUCAUGUGUUUCCCGCACCGGCCAAACUAUUUGAAGAUCUUCGGAACCAAGGAGUGAAAUGCAGUACCAACAUCACACCGUUUAUCAAUGGAGAUGAUGACCACGAGUAUUCAACGCUUCAAGAGGCACUGAAAUACCGGUACCUGGUAGAGGACAGGCGAUUCGUUCAAGACAAUGGUCCACAAAACGCCAACGAGGAUCAGUAUAUGCUGUAUCGCUGUGGACACAAGGACGAGUUCCAAGCUUCAGACUCGAACCAGGAGCCCCGAAAUCAUUAUGAUCCCGAAGAUAGAGUUGAGCUUUCCGACACAUGGAACACAGGGAAGCCGUUUCGAGGAGGAGUUUGGUACGGCGGAAGCUUGGGCAGGCCAGGGUACUAUCCCGACCUGAACCGGAAAGAAGUUCGGAUCUGGUGGGGCAAGCAGUACGACUAUCUCAUUUCGCUUGGGCUCGAGUUCGUGUGGCAGGAUAUGACUUCGCCUUGCAUGGGCGCCAGUUAUGGCGAUAUGAGGAGUUUCCCGUUUCGGUUGUGGCUGUCCUCGGACUCGAUCAAGUCGAUCAAGGAAAAAGGUCCGUCCGAUCAACAGCCUCGACUUCCGGCUAUACGAAUAUGGUCCUUGUAUGCGUUCAAUCUGCACAAGGCCACCUACAACGGAUGGAAUUACAACCCUCGUCGAAAAGGGAAACGUAACUUUAUCAUUGGGCGCGGCGGCUUUAUAGGCUUGCACCGUUAUGCCGGCCUUUGGACUGGGGACAAUGCUUCGCGCUGGGACUUCCUUCGGGUAUCCGUUGCGCAGGUGCUUUCGCUUGGGCUUUCUGGAAUCAGCAUAUCUGGUGCCGACGUUGGCGGGUUCGAACCGGGAUCAGAGGGUGAGCAGUGGGCUAACCCUGAGCUUUUGAUGCGCUGGUACUGCGCAUAUUCGCUGUUGCCCUGGUUCCGUAACCAUUACAAUGGAAAAUCUGGGAAAAAGCUAUUUCAGGAACCUUUCCGCUACGCCGAAAAGUCACACGAAGCUCCGGAAGAUGAGAGAUGGAUGUAUCUUGCUACCUUGCCGAUCUGCCGGUACUAUGUCAUGCUGAGGUAUACGCUAUUGCAGCUUUUAUACGAUCAGAUGUUCGACAAUCUUUUGACUGGGUUACCAAUUGCUCGAUCCCUUAUUAUAACGAAUGAGCAAGAUUCGUCCUUGGUCGGAGAGAACUCGGAUUUCCUCGAUGACGAGUACAUGGUUGGAGAUGAUCUCUUGGUUGCCCCAAUUCUCCAUCCCCAGGGCUCAGAAUGGGAUCCGGUCACCCGCGUAGUGUACCUGCCUCGGCCCAACUCAUGGUGGCAGUGCAACCUGCGCGCUGAAGGGCCUGAUAGCGCAGUUGCUCUAGGGAACGAGUUCAAGGGCGGAUCAUUGAUACCCUAUGAUGCUCGCUGGGCUGGAAGAGUGCAGGAUCCCUACGUGACUCCGAUGUUUAUCAAGUUCGGUGCUAUUCUCCCGCAAAUAGAGCCAAGGAUGUAUGCGGAGGAUUAUCAGUCCAAGCCGAAUCCUAUCACCAUUCAUAUUUACCCCGGACAUACUGGACCGAACCGGUCGUAUGAUUUGUAUCUCGAUGAUGGGGUAUCGCGAGAGAGCGCGCCAACGGCCAAGGGUUUGCGAAUUCAGCAGCGGCUAUCGAUCAACAAGCUACGGGAAAGGCAAACGACGGACGACGAUCGGAAGUUCUCGACUGAUGCGUUUGGGGACAAGCAAGCCGAAGACGUGUACUGGAAAGUCCGGAUAUUCCAGGCAAGUCCCCCACGGAGGGAAACGACGCACAAUCAUCCUCCUGGUCAGCCAAAGACUAUCACGCGUACCAUCGAGCUAUGGACGAUCCACAAGCACGAGCGUUUCGACCCGACACUGAUCAACGGUCCGGUCUAUCGACUUUUCAUCUGGGGAGAGUCCAAGUGCGGAGAAGCAUUUGAGAGUGCGCAGUGGGAAGAUUCCGUGGACACUCCCAUUUCUCAACGUUAUUACGACAAGAUCAAGAAUGCUUGGAUUAUAGAGCUACCGAUUCGGGAGGUUGCCGAGAAGGACUAUAUACUCAAAUCGGCUGGACCCACGCUGGACCCCAAAAAGGGAUUGUGGUCGGGAGACUCCGUAGCGGUAACGGUAAUGGAAACCAAUGAUUGGCGGCUCGGGAAUUGGAUGUGCAGCACUCUUCUCGACAACCAGGAACACUUUAUAGCACACUCGAUCGACACUCUUGCCCAAAAUAACGAGUCGGCCUUUUGUGCCGAAGUCGCGGGAAAUGUGGGCCCGUGUGUGGAAGACGGAACAGACGACGGAGGGCUCGUUGCCGAAGAAUAUCAGUGUCUGGCUAUCCAGUUGAAGCUCGGCAACUCUGCGACCUCUGACCAUGGAACUAUGUGCUGA
Molecule: messenger RNA, 3624 nt
Organism: Rhizoctonia solani
Lineage: Eukaryota; Fungi; Basidiomycota; Agaricomycetes; Cantharellales; Ceratobasidiaceae
Product: glycoside hydrolase family 31 protein
Exons: 17
Coding region: 1-3624 (1207 amino acids)
Biological process (GO): N-glycan processing; carbohydrate metabolic process
Cellular component (GO): glucosidase II complex
Molecular function (GO): alpha-glucosidase activity; carbohydrate binding
Source: RefSeq, a predicted model, not a curated record